Messenger RNA from Archocentrus centrarchus (flier cichlid), 2230 nucleotides. It is a transcript of the gene mep1ba, whose product is annotated as meprin A subunit beta a. Gene Ontology annotation, cellular component: membrane. The record is from RefSeq and is a predicted model, not a curated record. The coding region runs from base 54 to 2135 and encodes 693 amino acids. The transcript has 15 exons. NCBI's taxonomy places the organism in Eukaryota, Metazoa, Chordata, Actinopteri, Cichliformes, Cichlidae. Gene Ontology annotation, molecular function: zinc ion binding; protein binding; metalloendopeptidase activity. Gene Ontology annotation, biological process: proteolysis.
CUUCACUCGAGCCAAAGCAGGACUUCAGUGAGCACUGCCCUGCAGCCGGAGCAAUGGAGCUCAGGUGGAUCAUUCUGCUGUUUGGUCUGGGAUUGGCAGCAGCCAAACUAACCGGAGAAACAGAAACUGAUGUUGAUGAAGGCCAUGACUGGGACAUCUUUACCAUCAAUGAAGCGGCUGGGCUGGACCUGCUGGAAGGAGAUAUUGAUCAGAGCGAAAUACUCGGCAGGAACUCCAUCAUAGGAGAGGAGUAUCGCUGGCCAACAACCAUCCCCUACUACUUAGAGGACAGCCUGGAAAUGAAUGCAAAGGGAGUGAUCCUGAAGGCGUUUGAUCAGUACAGACUGAAGACCUGCAUUGAUUUCGCACCGUGGAGAGGAGAGGAGAACUACAUCUCUGUGUUCAAAGGCAGCGGAUGCUUCUCAUCUGUGGGGAACCGGCGCGUGGGGAAGCAGCAGCUGUCCAUUGGUAGUAACUGUGAUCGCCUGGGAACCGUUGAGCACGAGUUCCUACACGCUCUGGGAUUCUGGCACGAGCAGUCCAGAGCUGACCGGGACGACUACGUUGACAUCAUUUGGGAGCGCAUUGAGUCCGGGAAAGAGCACAACUUCAACACAUACGAUGACACGGUGUCCAGCGCCCUGGGGGUUCCCUACGACUACGGUUCUGUGAUGCACUACAGCAAGACGGCCUUCAGCACCGGCUCGGAGCCAACCAUCGUCACAAAGAUCCCCCACUUCAUGGAUGUGAUUGGCCAGAGGAUGGGCUUCAGCGCGAGUGACCUCACCAAGCUCAACCGCCUCUACAACUGCACCCAGUCCUCCACCUUCGUGGACAGCUGUAACUUUGAGGAGGAGAACAUCUGCGGCAUGAUUCAGGCCUCCGGCAAUGCAAAGUGGGAGCAGCGUGCUUUGGUGACUGCAGGCCCUCAGACUGACUUCACCAACUUGGGACAGUGCAAAGGGAAAGGCUACUUCAUGCACUUCAGCACGGCCUCUGCUCAGCCGGGAGAGCGAGCUCUUCUGGAGAGCCGCUGGCUUUUUCCCAAAGCGGGAGCCCAGUGUCUGCAGUUCUUCCUCUAUAACUCCGGGGCAGAGGACGACGUCCUCAAUAUCUGGGUGCGAGAGUACGACAAAGCCAACCCCAGCGGGAAAAUGAAGCUCUUCCACAGCAUUUCAGGAGGGGUCAUGGGCUCCUGGGAGCUGCAUUAUGUCAACCUGAACGUGACCCAGAAGGCCCGUGUAGUUUUUGAGGGCGUGAGAGGUCAGAGUCCAUCGAAGGGAGGUUUCUCCUUGGAUGACAUCAACCUGUCAUCCACAAAGUGCCCUCAACACAUCUGGCACAUCCGCAACAUCACCCACCUGCUGGCCACCACACCGGCCGGACGUAAAGUGUACAGCCCUCGCUUCCUGUCACCAACAGGUUACUCCUUCCAGAUAGGUGUGUACCUCAACGGACGAAGCGACAGGCCGGGCUACAUGGCCACCUACUUCUACCUAACCUCAGGCCCCAAUGACCACAACCUCAAGUGGCCAUGUCCGUGGCACCAAGCAACCAUGGCCCUGAUGGAUCAGCAGUCCGACAUCAGGCAGCACAUGAACAUGUACCGAAUGGUCACAACCGACCCUGAGAAGAUGUCCUCUGACGGUACGGAGUACUACUGGGAUAAUCCCAGGAAUGUGGGCUCUAAAAUAACGGAGUCUGACGGCAGUUAUUACUAUCGGGGCCCAGGCUCCGGAACCAGUACCUUCAUCACCCAGAGCAGGCUGAAGAGCAGAAACUUCAUCAAAGGAGAUGAUGCCUUCUUCCUCCUCAGUCUGGAAGAUAUAUCUGACUUGCUGAAGUCGCAGCCUUUGCCCGGCUCUGUCGUCCACGCUGAGGAGAAACCGAUGAAGGCGGCAGAUCAACCGACUCCACAGGGAACUGCUAAUAACACCACCGCAGUCUUAGCUAUAGCAGCGUCGGUGGCAGGAGUCAUGUUGGUGGUUUCCAUGAUGAUUGUGGGAAAAGCCUGGAAGAUGAGUAAGAUGAGGAGACAGCAGGAGAGCGGGGAGGGGGUGAUCAUACAUGACAUACCUGGAUUCAUGGCAGAGCACCAAACUAAAGAUUUACCGUCUCCUUUCUCAACGCCAUGAAGGUCGGUCAAAGGAAACGUGACAGUGAGCAGAACUGAAACCACACUAUCAGUGAUUUCUGCAGCGUGGCACCAAACAACCUGAUUUGUACUAAA